AGUACGCCAAUUACGGCACUGUACAGUACCGAGACAAUUUUGGAAGUUUCGAAGAGCUUCGGACAAGAAAACGGUGAACCCAACGGAAGAAACAGGAGGCCAACAUUCUCGAGUACGAUUUACGUGAUGUACUCGAGAUCAAUAAUGACUCCGUCCACAACACCUCUGCCAAAUUAUUUGAAAGCCUGGACCUGGUCUCACAAAUUGAACUGCUCAAAAGCUCUUUCUGUCAACAACUCAUCACCUCUACAAUACUCAAGCCAUGACUAUGCAAAAGCCUGUCACCGCCAAGAGCACCAAAUCAGUGAAAUUCAGCACUGCUGGACCCACAUUUAUAACCAACUCAAUGAUCAGUAUGCCCAGCUAUGCAUUGUCUGAUUCUCUCAAGGAACGACUCUGGCUGGACAGUGAAGAGAUUGCAGCCAUGAUCCAAAACCAAGAUCAAGAAUCCGCAGCACAAGUCCGUGGCCUUUCUCCCAAGCAAUACAAGCACCGUCAUGGUUUCGUGCAAACCAUCUUGGCCCAGCAAGAGGAACAACGCGAAGAAUUGGGAGGCACUGAUGAACGCGGAAUCCGAAUGAUGGCAUGUGCCCUUAGCAAGCCAGAUCAAAAGAAGGCACUCCAGCUGGCUCGUCUAGAUGCUAUGGAAGCCCAUGAUAUCCACAGGUCCAGUGCAUGCUACACUGACAGCCCACUCAAGUCGAUUGAAGAAUACACGAGACGAACCACCUUUGUGCCCGUCAGACGUCGUCGUGUGGCCACUGCACGCGGAGCUUAGGAUGCAACAAAACGUUCAUUCAUUGUAUCAUAUCAUAUAGAGAGAGUAGCUAUACACAAUAGAGAUAAAGGCUGUAAACGACCAGAAUGUACU
Seminavis robusta is the source of this 871-nucleotide messenger RNA. The record is from the annotation of a GenBank genome assembly. NCBI's taxonomy places the organism in Eukaryota, Bacillariophyta, Bacillariophyceae, Naviculales, Naviculaceae.